This is a messenger RNA of Mirounga angustirostris (Northern elephant seal), 1259 nucleotides long. It is a transcript of the gene YIPF2, whose product is annotated as Yip1 domain family member 2. Lineage: Eukaryota; Metazoa; Chordata; Mammalia; Carnivora; Phocidae. Gene Ontology annotation, biological process: vesicle-mediated transport. Gene Ontology annotation, molecular function: small GTPase binding. Gene Ontology annotation, cellular component: Golgi apparatus; membrane. The record is from RefSeq and is a predicted model, not a curated record. Bases 174 to 1109 code for a protein of 311 amino acids. The transcript has 10 exons.
CCGGAAGUGGCUUCCCAUCGGAAGAGGAUCGAAAACGGACCGGUGCCGGAUGUUGCUGUCCGUUCUGAGCGGGGUCGGCUGUGGCGGGGAGGCGGGCCGCGCAGGCGCAGAGGCCCUGGGCCACGCCGGCUGAGGAGCCUCAGAGCGGGAUGCGGUGACGCCCCUGAGCGACCAUGGCGGCGGCCGACGAGCUGGCCUUCCACGAGUUCGAGGAAGCUUCUAAUCUGCUGGCCGAGACCCCAGAUGCGGCCACGGCCAGUGGAAGCGAUCAGCUGACCCCGCAAGGGCACGUGGCAGUGGUGGUGGACUCGGGUGGCAGCUAUGGGGCUGAGGAGGAGGCCGAGGAGAGUGACAGGACAGCGCUUCUGCAGGAGGAGAAGCAGCAGCCGGGAUUCUGGACCUUUGGCUACUAUCAGAGUUUCUUUGACGUGGACACAUCCCAGGUCCUGGACCGAAUCCGAGGCUCACUGCUGCCCCGGCCUGGCCACAACUUUGUGCGGCACCAUCUGCGGAAUCGGCCGGACCUGUAUGGCCCCUUCUGGAUCUGUGCCACGCUGGCUUUCGUCUUGGCCGUCACUGGCAACCUGACCCUGGUGCUGGCCCAGAGGAGAGACCCCUCCAUCCACUACAGCCCCCAGUUCCACAAGGUGACCGUGGCCGGCGUCACCAUCUACUGCUACGUUUGGCUGGUGCCGCUGGCGCUGUGGGGCUUCCUGCGGUGGCGGAAGGGGGUCCGGGAGCGCCUGGGGCCUUACACCUUCCUGGAGACCGUGUGCGUCUAUGGCUACUCCCUCUUCGUCUUCAUCCCCACCGUGGUCCUGUGGCUCAUCCCCGUCCCGUGGCUGCAGUGGCUCUUUGGGGCCCUGGCCCUGGCCCUGUCGGCUGCUUCCCUGGUGUUCACCCUCUGGCCGGUCGUCCGAGAGGACACCAGGUUGGUGGCCGCGGUGCUGCUCUCGACUGUCGUGCUACUCCACGCCCUCCUGGCAGUGGGCUGCAAGUUCUACUUCUUCCGGCCGCUGCCUCUGGAGCACCUGGCGCCUCCGCUCCAGGCCUCGUCUCUGCCCCCAAAGCUGCUGCCGCCGCCCACCCCAAGGGCCAAGGCAACCUAGAAGGCCCGAGCCCGCAGGCCCACCAUGAGGGGACACCUCGGCCUGCCCUGCCCCUCGGACGAUGACUGAAGGCUCCCUUGACACCUCGAGACCACUCUGCUACUUUCCAGACUUUUCUUACAAAGCAAACACUUUUAUUUUCUAUGCAAA